AUGGCUUCCUUUGAUAUAUAUAUUGAAUAUCAAGUUGUGGCCUGUCAAGUCACUACAGCUCCUGAUGACCAGCCGGGCAUCGUAGUUCACUGUCAAGGCAAGGAGGAGCGGUACACUCCUGUGCAGAUCUCUGCCAUGUUUCUAGAAGGAAUGGUGAAGAAUACCCUGGAAAACCUUGGCAAGGCAAAGGCCAUCAUUGCUUUCCCGGAACACUUCAACAAGUCCCAGUGUGAUGCUACCAUCGAAGCUGGAGUGCUCGCAAACCUGAAUGUCAUUGACAUCAUCAAGGAGCCAACUGCUACUGCCCUUGCCUAUGGUCUUGACAAGGUGCAAGAAAGCAAUAGACUGAAGAUGGUGCUCGUAUUUGAUCUCGGGAAUAGCUUGGAUGUUACCCUCCUCCAUAUAUCUAUGGAGUAUUGCAAGGUGAAGGCUUCUAUCCACAUUCCCUCUUUGGAUUUCAACCACGAGGUGAUUUAG
Panicum virgatum (switchgrass) is the source of this 477-nucleotide messenger RNA. Its product is annotated as heat shock 70 kDa protein-like. Bases 1 to 477 code for a protein of 158 amino acids. Gene Ontology annotation, cellular component: cytoplasm. Gene Ontology annotation, biological process: protein refolding; cellular response to unfolded protein. Gene Ontology annotation, molecular function: misfolded protein binding; ATP binding; heat shock protein binding. The transcript has a single exon. Lineage: Eukaryota; Viridiplantae; Streptophyta; Magnoliopsida; Poales; Poaceae. The record is from RefSeq and is a predicted model, not a curated record.